This is a messenger RNA of Symbiodinium natans, 495 nucleotides long. The record is from the annotation of a GenBank genome assembly. NCBI's taxonomy places the organism in Eukaryota, Dinophyceae, Suessiales, Symbiodiniaceae.
AUGCUGUGGUUCCCGAAUUCCGCGCUGCAAAGACCUUGGAGAAACGGCGUUGCUCGCUUGCAACAACUUCUCAAAUGCUCUUGGUUCUGGAAUGCCACGCAGGCAGAAGCCCUGGCAAAUACUGUGUUGCUCGUGGUGAGUAAAGUUGUGUACCCGAAAUCCGUGCUUGCGUUCAAACACCGUGCAGAACGCAAAUACCGUGCCACUCGAAUACCACGCAAAUACCGUAGUACCCGAAUUCCACUCUUGCAAAAUCCUCGUAAUCGUCAAUACCGCGACGAUCGUAGUGACAGAAUUCGACGCUUGCAAUCCCUGGCAACGAGUAUCGUGGUCAUGGAAUGCGGUGCGCGACAAGCAUUGCAGAGCCUCGCCAUCGUGGUGACGCACGCCCGUGCUUGCAGCAUGCAAUGUGUAUAUGGUUGGGAGAAGAUCCGUAUGCAUGCCACAAACAUGCUGACAAAGGCGGCCCGAUGUUGCGAGGAUCCGGUUUGGUGA